Messenger RNA from Cryptococcus amylolentus CBS 6039, 1303 nucleotides. RefSeq lists its product as hypothetical. The transcript is spliced from 4 exons. Gene Ontology annotation, molecular function: histone binding. Gene Ontology annotation, cellular component: Swr1 complex; NuA4 histone acetyltransferase complex. Lineage: Eukaryota; Fungi; Basidiomycota; Tremellomycetes; Tremellales; Cryptococcaceae. Gene Ontology annotation, biological process: regulation of transcription by RNA polymerase II; chromatin remodeling. The coding region runs from base 35 to 1249 and encodes 404 amino acids. The record is from RefSeq and is a predicted model, not a curated record.
CAAAUAUCCCUCACUGGCCACAACUCUCGCCAGCAUGUCCAACGAGAGAAUAAGGGGCAUACACGUCCACCGCCCCGUCAUAUACGGCUCUCACGCCAGGCUCCUCACCGAGGCAGAGCGUCAACUCGCACCGCCAGGCCAUACGCACCGCUGGACUGUUUUUAUCAACUCUGCCGCCUCCCCGCCUCCUUCUGAUGCCGAGGACAUCGACUAUCUGCCAGGCGGGGCGGAUGACAUGAGUUACUUUAUCAAGAAAGUGACUUUCAAACUGCACGAGACCUAUGCGACUCCCAAUCGAGUGAUUGACAAGCCCCCAUUCAAAGUCUCAGAAACAGGAUGGGGUGAAUUCACCGUCGCUAUCCGGAUCCAAUUCAUCAACGAAUCCCUCGAAAAACCCUUAAACUUUACGCACAACAUCAAGCUGCACCAUAUGAACCAGCCUGCCGACCUGCCGGUGGUCACUGCGGCGCCCUCGGAAGCUGGGGCAGAAGGCAGUGUGGCUGGUGAAGUGAAGGAAGAAGUGGAAGAAGGUGUCAAGAUGGAAGUCGAUACGCCGGCAGAGACGCCUAUCGACACACCUGCUCCUACUGCAGCCCUCGCUCCAGCCCCUGCUGCUGCACCCGGCCAAGAAAGCACCCCUGCCCCAUCAGACCCUUCUCAACAGGCCCCGCCAUCCACAUCCACCCCCGCUCCCGAGAUCGCUCCCUCCACACCCGCUUCCACCCUUCCCGCUCCAUACGCCGCCCCAGUACACUCCUGGCAAUACGACGAAAUCGUCUUCCACGACCCUCCCAGGGUCUUCCUCGACAUUCUCAAUGCACACCCGCCGACGGCCCUGCCGCCCAAGAAUAGAAGGGCGUUUUUGACGCAGAGGCAGGAGGCGGAUGGGAAGAAGAAGAAAAAGUUGAAUAGCGGGCUUGCUGGGAGCAGUGCGCCUCCGAGUGCUGCUGGGAGUGUUGCGGGGAGGAGCCGGGCAGGGACGGCAGAAACGGGGGCUGGGAUUCUUGGUACACCGGUACCAGACAUGGGCCAGCCUAUACCCAAUAUUCUCGGAGUGGUGGGCAAUCAAAUGAGCACUCUGGAUGUACCGUUAGAGUUUUCGCAAGAGAUGGCAAAGGGAGAGAACAACUUGAUGGUGGAGGCGAGGAUCAAGAUUGUGGACCAGAUGGACCAAUGGAGAGAACGUCUGAUUGCGUUGGAAAAGGAGCUAGUAGCGGCCAAGGAAGAGGUCAAGUCCACGGCUUUGUGAUACUCGAGCAUAUAGGACUGAGUAGUGUUGUACAUGUUAUGGAAUGAUCUAUUA